AUGUCCCUUUUGGGACCUGUUGUUCAGGAGAUGGAUUUCAAUAUUGUCAGUGUCCGCAAGAGUCAGAGUGAGCUUGAGAAGGAGAUUGAGCGUCUCAUGGCAGAACUACAAUUGUUCUUGGCCUCUUCAGCAUCACCGCCUGAGGUUGAACCGGCAGUUCAGAAACUCAUCAAGGCAAGGAGGCAGAUCAUGGCAGCAAACUCGACCCUCAAGAAUGUACAGGAACGCGUUGACAGGAUGCAUCACCAAAUCGAAAAGCAGCAAAAAAAAUAA
Linnemannia hyalina is the source of this 273-nucleotide messenger RNA. The record is from the annotation of a GenBank genome assembly. NCBI's taxonomy places the organism in Eukaryota, Fungi, Mortierellomycota, Mortierellomycetes, Mortierellales, Mortierellaceae.